Molecule: messenger RNA, 1260 nt
Organism: Tremella mesenterica DSM 1558
Lineage: Eukaryota; Fungi; Basidiomycota; Tremellomycetes; Tremellales; Tremellaceae
Exons: 7
Coding region: 1-1260 (419 amino acids)
Source: RefSeq, a predicted model, not a curated record
AUGUCUAUCAAAGCACCAAAGCCAAAACAGAUCCGUCUCCCAUUUUCAGUCCCUAAGCCCGGUAUAUCCGGUUCAUCUGCUCCUACGAGAGUAUGCGGGAUAUGUAAAAAGAAAGAUUCGUUAUAUACUUGUCCAAGAUGUAACGUUACGUAUUGUUCCUUGGAUUGUUUUCGAGCACCUUCACAUACACAAUGUUCAGAACCAUUUUAUCGUUCAAGUAUAUUAGACGAAAUUGGAGAAUCUCAAGCUGGACCAGAAGAGAAGAAAGCAAUGUUAGAAAUGUUGAAACGAUUUGAGGAAUCUCAGAUCGAGGGAGAGAAUCCAGAUUUUGUUCUGGAACAAGAUGAUGGGGAUGAGGAUGAGGAUGAAGAAUACGAUCAACUUGUGAAAGCUCUUGAAGGUGUUGAUCUGGAUACCAUCAAUACUAAUGAACUUCUACGUCUUUUACCUCCGAGUCAACGCGAUGUAUUCCUCAAUGCCAUCCGAAACCCCGAAAGUGAAAUAUGUAAAGAACUUUUAGAAGCAGCUACCAAAGACUCAUCUUUACAUUCACCUUCUACAUCAACGUCUUCUCUGUCAAAUGACAACGACGAACAACAGGUCCCAGAUGUUUUACCAUGGUGGGAAUCAAACUUUGAAGAAAGUGAAGAAGGAUACGAGGAAAGACCUCCGUUGAUAGAUUCUAAGGAACUGAAAUUGCCUGAGGGAACGGGAAAGAGGAUGGUUUAUAAUGCUUUGGCUAUUGCGAUGGGUUAUGUACACGUUUUGUUAUAUUUCCGACUACCUUCACUUGCUCCUACUUAUCUGGAAAAAUCAUCACAAAAGACCAAGCAGCUUACAUCAACGGAAGGGGAAAUCCAAUUAAAACGAAUAAUUCCUUUUCUCACUGAGAAAUCCACUAUCCGUCAUACUUCCCGAAGAGAAGCUUGGUCAUCUACUUGGGAAAGUAUCGGUCUCGAUACCCAAGGAUUAGAUCCUUCCAUUCUCAUACGACUCCUUACUAUACUGAAAACUAUGAUACACCCUCCUUUAGAUACUUCAGCUCGACCGGGGAUUAUGUACGUUUUGUCCGAUUUACACCGGUUAUACUCUGGAAGAAAAGAUGUGGAGAAGAAAAUAGAGUUUUACCUCGUAGCUUUGAAUCAGAUAGGGAGGAAAGAAUGGUUGGAUCUAGAGAAGCAUUUGGAGAAGGAUAUCAUUGAGUUAGAGAGGGAGUUGGGAGAUGAAGAAGAAAUACGAGACACUAGAUUAUUGAUAUGA